GCGCUCCCGUGUAGAGGUGACAUCACCAGAAAGGUGGGUCGCCCUUUUAAGAUGGGCUGUGGCCUGUUGCCUCUUUAAGAGAAGGCUGUCCCCUGAACAGAGGAAGUGAUUGAAUGUAACAGAGAGGGAAGAAAGAGAGGAAUAUAGCGAAAGGAGAGCCAGAGAAAGACAGACAAAAGUAAGAAGGGAGGCAGUGAAAGAGGAGUAAGAGAAGAGAGACAGGUUAGGGCAGGGAGUUGGGGAGCAGCAGGACAAGGGGAGCAGUGGCAUAGAGUUGAGCCGGGCACCUCUGAGGCCAAGCAUGCUGGAGUAGCAGGGAAUUCACAGGAAGGGUGGGGUGAGGAAGAGGGUUAUAGGAGAGGUAUUGGGAAAGACAAGAUUAAGGGGAAUUGCUGGAGGUGAGGGGCACAUUCCUUCCUGCAGGAGGCUCAGACUCUCGUCGCAGCAUGAGUGAGACACCGCUGGUCACAGCUCGUGCCAAUGUCAUGGUCUAUGAUGAUUCCACUAAGAAAUGGGUGGCAGCUGGAACUGGUGCCCAAGGACCCAGUCGUGUCCAGAUCUUUUACAACCCUACAACGCAAACAUACCGUGUGGUGGGGAGGAAGAUGCAAGAUCAACAGGUUGUAAUAAACUGCCCACUAGUGAAAGGUCUAAAGUACAAUCAAGCCACACCAAACUUCCACCAAUGGAGGGACAGCCGUCAGGUGUGGGGUCUGAACUUUGCCAGUAAAGAAGAAGCAGGGCAGUUUGCUGUAGGAAUCACACAGGCCCUGGAUGCAUUGGAGACCGGUUCCAGUACAUGGAUUCCUCAAAAUGGCCCCAAAGUUGAAGAGCCAGAGCAGCCCAGAAGGAUUCAACAGGAAAUUGAGCAGAGGAUUCAGAGCCCAGUUGCCCCAGUCAUCCCAACUCCAACUCCUGCUCCUGCUGCUCCUCCUGCUCCUCCUGCACCACCUGGCCCACCUCCUCCCCCAGGACCACCCCCACCACCAGGGGGACCACCUGCUCCUCCAGCUCCCCCUGGAGGUGGUCCUCCACCCUCUGGAGGAGGUCCCCCACCCCCGCCGCCACUUCCAUCUGGGGGUGGAGGAGGCUCAGGUGGAGUUUCUGGGGGGCUAGCAGCAGCCCUUGCUACAGCAAAAUUGAGGAAAAUGGCAAAGGAUGAUGCAGGGGGUGGAUCCUCCCCAGUUGGUGGAGCACCUGCCAAGCCAGACAUAAGUCGCACAAGUGGUGGGGCGGCAACAGGAGGGGGUGGUGGAGGAGGAGGAUUUAUGGAAGAGAUGAAUGCAAAACUGGCUCGCAGGAAGAAGAUAACACAGCAAGGGGAGCGCCCACCACCCACCACAACCCAAGAUGAUAAUGACAUUCAGGGAGGACGAGGCCAAAGUGACAUCAGCCGCCGCCCCUGGGACCGAGGAAGCACCACGUUACCAAGGAUGAAAUCCACAGUUGGAAGUACUGAGGUGGCCCCAAGUACGGAGGACUCUGACCCAAUGGAAAGAAUCAAGCAGGAAUUGCUGGAAGAGAUGAGGAGAGAGCUGCAGAAAGUGAAGGAAGAGAUUAUUGAAGCAUUCACACAGGAGCUGCGGAGAAGGGGUACACCUUGAAUCAAGCCUUACCUUUUAAGAUGACUCAGGCUCCACCAAUAGUGCUCUACUGAGGGACCAGCAAUCCUUCUGCAGGGUCCCGUGUAUGAGGGAAAUAUGCAUUCUCUUGCACACAAAUUAUCUUGUGCUGAUGUCUUACUCCUCUGGGCAUGCCUACCUGUACUUAAUUGUACAAAAUCCUGCACUAAUCACUGCUGUAUUCAUACAUUACUGUACUAAUCAAGCUCUGUAAACAAAUGCUGUACUAAUGAGAUGCUGCACACAUUCCACAACUAAUUACUGCUAUCUACACACAGUAUCCUGUUUUAAUCACUUGCUAGCCACACUGCAACCGGUACUCAUAGCUGCACUCCACAUGGACAUAUGCACAUUCAUUUUCUCUGCCCAUUUCUUCUCUUUGCACACUCUGCUGUGCGGCUCUAAACGGGUUAGCAGAGGCUAUAUGCUUCGACCAAUAGGACUUUUUUUUUCUUCUUUUUUUUAAAUUUAUGGGAUAAUUUACGGGUUUUUUUAAAAAAAAUAAAUCAUUUCAAAACGUUUUGUAUAAUAUGUAUGUUGUAGCAGAGAUAGUGCCAUUCAAAGUGAUCUGUUGGUAUACAAAUGGUGGUGGGUAUAGGGUUAUUCAUAGUGUUAGAAUACUAGGGUCUCACACUGGAUAGGGGAAUCAGUCAGUCUGGGGUGCCCAUAACUGCCCUAUAUUUUGCUACUUAAUGCACAUGUAGCAGAGGGGUAAUUGAGGGGAUAAGUGCUUUGGAGUAUAUAAUAACCUUAAUAUAUAUAUAUGUGAACUUUUUUUGUAUCCAGUUUUCUAGAAAUAAACCUUGGCCUAUCAUG
Messenger RNA from Xenopus laevis (African clawed frog), 2438 nucleotides. RefSeq names its product vasodilator stimulated phosphoprotein L homeolog (gene vasp.L). The record is from RefSeq and is a predicted model, not a curated record. The transcript is spliced from 12 exons. Lineage: Eukaryota; Metazoa; Chordata; Amphibia; Anura; Pipidae. Bases 447 to 1604 code for a protein of 385 amino acids. Gene Ontology annotation, molecular function: SH3 domain binding; profilin binding; actin binding. Gene Ontology annotation, cellular component: lamellipodium membrane; bicellular tight junction; plasma membrane. Gene Ontology annotation, biological process: protein homotetramerization; axon guidance; actin polymerization or depolymerization.